AAAUUUCAUACUUCCAUAUAAACCCAAAUAGUAUUUUAUCCCAACAGAAAGCCCCCCAAUUCCAUCGAAUCCGAUUAUUGAGUCGAUUCCUUGGCCUUUCACGUUACAGAAUUUACAGCCACCGUCCACCGGAGAGCUGUUGCAUUGCCAAUUUCAAUUUCUGUGUAUUAGCUGGAAGUUAUUUAUAAAGUUAGCUUUCACCCUAGCUAACCCUAACAGAAACUGAAAAGGUACAUUCAGUUGCAUAUUUAUCCGCCAUGGCAUCUAAAGAUGCGGAUCCUUCUCUGGGAUAUCUCACGCGCAAGGACACGGAGGUGAAACUCCCGCGGCCGACUAGAGUCAAGAACAAAACGCCAGCUCCGAUACAAAUCACUGCGGAACAAAUUUUACGUGAAGCUCGGGAACGUCAAGAGGCUGAAAUUCGACCACCUAAACAGAAAAUCACUGACUCUACUGAGCUUGCUGAGUAUCGCCUUCGAAAGAGGAAAGAAUUUGAGGAUUUAAUUCGUAGAGUUCGCUGGAAUAUUAGUGUGUGGAUUAAGUAUGCCCAAUGGGAGGAGUCUCAGAAAGAUUUUGAGCGUGCACGAAGCGUGUGGGAACGUGCAUUGGAAGUUGAUUACCGGAAUCACACUCUUUGGUUGAAGUAUGCUGAGGUAGAGAUGAAGAACAAGUUCAUUAACAGGGCACGGAAUGUUUGGGAUCGUGCAGUGACAUUGUUACCCCGUGUGGAUCAACUAUGGUAUAAAUAUAUUCACAUGGAAGAGAUGCUUGGGAAUGUUGCUGGAGCUAGGCAGAUUUUUGAAAGGUGGAUGAAUUGGAUGCCUGAUCAGCAAGGGUGGUUAUCAUAUAUCAAAUUUGAGCUUCGAUAUAAUGAAGUUGACCGAGCUAGGCAGAUUUUUGAACGGUUUGUUCAGUGCCAUCCAAAAGUUACAGCAUGGAUUCGAUAUGCCAAGUUUGAGAUGAAAAAUGGAGAAGUUGAUCGUGCAAGGAAUGUUUAUGAACGUGCAGUGGAGAAAUUGGCGGAUGACGAAGAGGCUGAGUUAUUGUUUGUUGCAUUUGCAGAGUUUGAGGAGAGAUGUAAGGAGACAGAGCGUGCUAGGUGCAUUUAUAAGUUUGCAUUGGACCAUAUACCUAAAGGCAGGGCUGAAGACUUAUAUAGAAAGUUUGUGGCUUUUGAGAAACAGUAUGGGGAUAAGGAAGGGAUUGAGGAUGCUAUUGUGGGAAAGAGGAGGUUUCAAUACGAGGAUGAAGUGAGAAAGAAUCCAAUGAAUUAUGACACAUGGUUUGACUACGUUAGGUUAGAAGAGAGUGUAGGAAAUAAGGAAAGGAUUAGGGAGGUUUAUGAGCGUGCCAUUGCUAAUGUGCCACCAGCGGAGGAGAAGAGAUAUUGGCAAAGAUAUAUAUACUUGUGGAUUAAUUAUGCGUUGUAUGAGGAACUGGAUGCAGAAGAUAUGGAACGGACACGAGACAUUUAUAGUGAGUGCCUGAAGCUAAUUCCACAUAAAAAGUUUUCAUUUGCAAAGAUCUGGCUCAUGGCUGCCCAGUUUGAAAUAAGGCAAUUAAAUCUCAAUGGUGCCCGACAAAUUUUAGGGAAUGCAAUUGGACAAGCUCCUAAGGAUAAGAUAUUUAAAAAAUACAUUGAAAUAGAGUUGCAGCUUGGUAAUAUGGACCGAUGCCGAAAGCUUUAUGAAAAGUACUUGGAAUGGUCACCAGAGAACUGCUAUGCUUGGAGCAAAUUUGCGGAACUGGAGAGAUCUUUGGAUGAAACAGAGCGAGCUAGGGCUAUUUUUGAGCUUGCAAUUGUGCAGCCCGCUUUGGAUAUGCCUGAGUUGUUGUGGAAGGCGUAUAUUGACUUUGAGAUAUCAGAAGGUGAGUUUAAUAGAACGAGAGCCCUUUAUGAGAGACUCUUGGAUCGGACAAAACAUUUAAAGGUUUGGAUUAGUUAUGCAAAGUUUGAGGCUUCUGCUAUGAGGGAGGAUGGUGGGGGCUCAGAGUUGGCAGAAAAUGAUGGCCAGGAAGAUUUCCUUGAACAAAAGAAGCAAUGCAUUCAGAAUGCACGGAGAGUCUUUGAAAAAGCAGUUAACUAUUUCAGAACGUCAGCUCCUGAAUUGAAGGAAGAAAGGGCUAUGUUGUUAGAAGAGUGGUUGAACAUGGAGAGUAGCUGUGGUGCGCUUGGUGAUGUUAGCUUAGUCCAGGCUAAGCUACCGAAGAAACUUAAGAAGAGAAGGCAAAUUGUCAGUGAUGAUGGGCUGUCAGCUGGGUAUGAAGAGUACAUAGACUAUCUGUUCCCUGAGGAAUCCCAGAGUACAAAUCUGAAGAUCUUGGAGGCUGCAUACAGAUGGAAGAAACAGAAGAUUGCUUCUGAUGAUGAUUAGUAAAAGAAUUUUGGUAUACGUAUUGUGAAGGUGUGUUUUUUUUUUGUAUGAGAUGACUCAGAGUUGGUGAUAAAAGUUGAUCAAAGUUUUGAUCAAAACGAAAAAGACUAGUAUGGUCCUAUAUGAUGGAUGGGGCCAACAAUUGAUCAAAGUUGGUGAUAUGAUAGAAAAGAAUAAGAAUAAGAAUCCUUAAAAAUGGCAAA
Molecule: messenger RNA, 2578 nt
Organism: Mangifera indica (mango)
Lineage: Eukaryota; Viridiplantae; Streptophyta; Magnoliopsida; Sapindales; Anacardiaceae
Product: crooked neck-like protein 1
Exons: 8
Coding region: 258-2375 (705 amino acids)
Biological process (GO): mRNA splicing, via spliceosome; spliceosomal complex assembly
Cellular component (GO): U2-type catalytic step 2 spliceosome; precatalytic spliceosome; Prp19 complex
Molecular function (GO): protein binding
Source: RefSeq, a predicted model, not a curated record